AUGAAUGUUUUACUACGGCUAGUCAUUCCCGCCACCCUGGCUAUCCUUCGGGCUAAUUUAACAAAGUCAUCCCUUGUAGAUGGUGGAGCAGUAGGAUUUGUGCCACGGGCUGAGGAUCAACUAGUUGCAUUCAACCCUCCAAAGACCCCUAUCGACAUUGACGUGGCUGGUGAGACGCCAGAUAUGGUCUUGACGCAAGAAGCUCUCGGGAAUCCUAGUGCAACCAGCUAUACAGUCAAACCAGAACAUUAUGAUAGUCACAUUAUUGGCGAUGUCCUGGACAAUGGAGAGGUCAUUUUAGAGGCUAAUACCAUGGUCAUAGAAAGAAGAGUCUACUUCCAGGACGAAGGAGAUGCCAGAAUCAUAAGAGUCAGUGACAUGUUCCUUAUCGCAGGCGGAGGAGGAUUAGAUUGUGAAACUACCGAGUUGGUCAAAAGAAAGGGAUACUACCAGUAUGAACCAUUGGCGAGGUACCCAGUGGACCUUGAUCUACUAUCCAAUGACCUUCCCAACGAGAUUGAACGGACUGUAGAUGAAUCGUCAGGAAAGACCAUAUUCAAGAUAAGACCACACUUGAUAAACUGCGCCUACAUUUGCAUAGUAUCAUACGGUGACUGCCUAUUGGCAAACGGAAGAGGAUGCUACCAUGUUUUCUCAAGGGAAGUCACUGUAGAUUCUUUAGAUGGAUUCCUACUUAUCAACGUUUUAACUUGUUGGAAUAACGGCUGUGUGUCAAACUCAAAACAUAUCUUGAGGUAG
Theileria equi strain WA is the source of this 759-nucleotide messenger RNA. RefSeq lists its product as hypothetical. Lineage: Eukaryota; Apicomplexa; Aconoidasida; Piroplasmida; Theileriidae. Bases 1 to 759 code for a protein of 252 amino acids. The transcript has a single exon. The record is from RefSeq and is a predicted model, not a curated record.